AUGAAUAAACCCUCUGAAUGCGAAGCUUACAAACAGCAGCUAAGUGGUCAUCAAAACACUGUUCUCUCUGUCUCAUUUUCCAAAGAUGGCAAUUCAAUUUAUUCAGCCUCUGUAGACAAAACUGUCCGAGUAUGGAAUAGACACACAGGUGAUUUAAAAGGUCAGCUCGAAGGUCAUAAUGGUGCAGUCACAUGUGUCAGGUUUUCUCCAACAGAAGAAGAUGUUGCUACAAGUUCUGGUGAUUUAAGCAUCCAUUUGUGGGACCCAAAGACGUACCAACGGAGACGUGUUAUUAAGAAUGCCCACAAGAUGUGGAUUAACUGCAUCUCAUAUUCACCUGAUGGUAAGAAAUUGAUAUCAUCAUCACUGGACAAAAAAUUAAAAAUUUGGGAUGUUGCAUCAGGUCGUAUGAAGAGCGAGCUUAUUGGUCAUGAAGGUCAUGUGAUUUUCUGUGAUUGGUCCCCGAUCGAUGGUAAUAAAGUGGCAUCCUGUGGGGAUAACCUGGAGCUGUAUAUUUGGAAUGUGAAGAAACGGUCAACCAUGCUUACACUGGUAGGUCAUAAAAUCAAAGACAACGUCAAUUUCCCAGCUUCAGAUCACUUGGAAGGACAUAAAAUCCUUGACUAUAAAUCCGCAAUCUGGUGUGUCCGAUUUUCUCAUAAUGGUAAGAUGUUAGCAUCUGCAGCUGUCGACUCAAGUGCCAUAGUUUACAAUGCUAUCACUGGUGACCAAAUGGCAAGAUUCCGUCUACCCAAUGAUGCUUCAUCAGUUGCAUUUUCAUCUGAUGACCAGUUACUGGUGGCGAGCUCGUCAAGUCACAUGUCAGUCCAUCUGUAUAAUAUCAUAAAGAAAGAAAACUUGGCUUUAUUAGGUGGACAUUCCGGAUAA
Molecule: messenger RNA, 888 nt
Organism: Saccoglossus kowalevskii
Lineage: Eukaryota; Metazoa; Hemichordata; Enteropneusta; Harrimaniidae
Product: vegetative incompatibility protein HET-E-1-like
Source: RefSeq, a predicted model, not a curated record